This is a messenger RNA of Toxoplasma gondii ME49, 6516 nucleotides long. RefSeq lists its product as hypothetical. Bases 565 to 6096 code for a protein of 1843 amino acids. Gene Ontology annotation, molecular function: protein binding. The transcript is spliced from 2 exons. The record is from RefSeq and is a predicted model, not a curated record. Lineage: Eukaryota; Apicomplexa; Conoidasida; Eucoccidiorida; Sarcocystidae.
AUUUCAGAAGACAAGAAGUGAAGUAAAAGUCCCUGGAGGCUUAUUCUUCUGCGAUCUGCGGACCACACCAGCUCGUGGCGUCCGCACCCUCUCGCGCUUUUUCGUCUAACGCUUCUAUCCGAAAAUCGGCGUGGAAAAACUGUCGACCCUGUCUGUGCAGUUUGCUCAUCACUUGUUUCGACUCCGCGUAUCUGCAACGGAACGAAUUUUACGAACUGUUCGCCUCUCUGUUGCGUUGUGUGCCGAUACGACUUCCUGCAUCUAGGCGUGAAGGCUCGUUUUGAGUUGUGCAAUUCUGGAACUCGAAUCGUCUGCACAGACGCAGGAUCACGUAUGGAGUUUAUCACAGUUCAUCUCUAUCUGUGAUCUCUCUGUUCUGAAUGUGGGCUCGAUUUCCUCUUUGAAGCCGUCCUUUUCCUCAGCGUUUGUGUGCGCGCGCGCGGCCGCAGUUGAUUUACAGCGCUCCAGCUGCCUCACAUCUUCCCUUCCGCACCGAUGGAUUCUUGAGAGUUUUCCGUCUGCAUUUGUCACUUUUCUCGGAUCUCGACGCACGCGUUCACGAGCAUGGUGGCCGAUGGUAUUCUUCCACGCGCGAACUCCCGGAGUCGCGCUCCCUCAGAAACCCAAUCGGCGGUUGCGCAUGCGCCGCCUCCGCAGCCUUCCCUCGGGUGUACGUACAACACCCCGUUUUCUCCGGAAUGGUGUCUGCGUCGAGGCGUCGCGCCGCUUCCGUCGGGAGAGCGUUCCGGCCCUCCAGACACAGUUAUGUUCAAGCUUCUUCCGCCUCCGAGGACCAGUGUGGAGUCUACGCAGAAGGCGCGCAGUCAAAGAACGGGAGGACAAAAACGGCGUCCUCUUUCGCGGGACUCGCCCUGCAAUCGACUCUUCCCCUUCAUGUUUCGGGACCUGCACUCUCACGAAGAGCGUCAGGAGAUCCUCCAGCGCCUCACGCAGAACGCGCGGAGGGAGGAAACAGACGCUGUGAAAAUGUGCGCCUUGUCGCUUGCCAGCGCAGGCGGAUCCGGGGCGGCCGACCGAGACAGAAAUGGCGAGGCUCCGGGAACCUCCACUGGAGAAGGCGACGCGGCGGAGGAAGCAACGAAGCGCAUAAAAACAACGGCGUUAGUCCCGCGGGCAGGUGCGGAAACUAACGCGCCGGCCACAAGCGGUCAGCGACCAGAGGCGGCAACACAAGAGGUCGCGUACAACGUCCGUCAAGGGUCGUCUGCGGCCUCUGCAUGCAAGGAAGAAGACUCGGAGGCUGGCGCGGACGAUGAGGCGAGGCGCAGUGAGGCAGGUGGAGGCACCCAGAACGGAGCGAGCUGUAGAGACACCGGAAGAAAGAAGUUCGUGGCGCCCGCCGCGAUGAGUGCGUCCUCUUCGUCUUCAAGUGCAUGCAACGGACCGUCAUCUCCGGGGGUUCUCUACUCCUUCGGCUUCCAGUGUUUCGCUGUGAACAAAGCAGGCGACACGCUCGCAGCGGGGUGUACAGACACCGUCCACUUGUACCACAUGGCCACGAAGACCCUCCACGUCUCUCUCCAGCUGCCCUCUCCCCCCUCGCAUGCGUGCGUCUGCUCUGAGGCUGCAUGCGCUGCGCCUGAGCUCCGUUGUGGGAGUCCGGAAAGCUCUCGCUCUCCCUCGCUGCUCGCAAUCCGGUCUCUCCAGUUCUUCGACGAAGACCGCCUGCUUCUGGCCCUCACGGAAUGCGGUCACCUCUACGUCUAUUUCCUCCAACACGAGCCAGAGCCUGCGCUCCUUGCGUACGUCAAUCUGCGCGAGGUGUACGAACACGCCGCGGGCCGCCUUCACUUUCUCUCCGGAGAAGCGCGAGAGACGGAAGACCAAGUCGCCGCCUGUUCUGGCGCGGUGAACAAGGUGGAGACAACCGGUGAAGAGCCGUCGAGGCCUGUCGGAUCUAAGGCUGCUUCCGAGGAGACCACAGAGCCUGGCAACCUCGUUUCCUCGGUCGGAGUCACCGCUGUGGAACCCCUCGAAGUUCGCUAUCCCCCUGCAAUCCUAACCGCUUCUCACCGCAGCACAGAUGCCUGGCGACUCUCUUGUGCGGCAGCAGCAGUGGCCGCUCUCUGCAGCGAAGGCUCGCCGCGAACCGCAGAAUCCCGUCCAGACGCGGGGACAGAAUCGCCUGAUGUCGCUGCAUGCGGUCCUCUCCCUGUCGCGGUACCCGACGGGAUGCGCGCGAUUCCUACCUCUUCUGGACACCUCGUCUUGCUGGUUUCCUACACCCCAGAAAAGGACGUAGGCGCCGAUGGUGCAGACGUCCUCACGAGGAAACGCAACUGUCUCCGGGCGUACACUGCCCCCCUCGUCCUCCACUUUGAACUCCGCCCAAGUCUCCUGCUUCUUCGCAGCCUCGACAUCCAGCGCUGCAGGCGCAAGAGACUUCUCGCCUCUCCAGAGACGACUCCACCGUCUCCUCAGUGCACGCAACUGCCUUGUGCAUCUGCUUCUUCUGUUUCGUCUGCUUCUUCUGUUUCUUCUGCUUCUUCUGCUUCUCCGGUCGUGCCAUUGGCCGGUGAGAACAGUCUGGCUCGGAAGCUUCUCGCGGGGCUUCCGCUGCGGCUGUUGCCUUCGCCUUUUCCCUGCUGUCGGGCGAAGAUCGUGUGGAACUCGACAUUCACCCUUUUGGACGACUCACGCACUGGCCGCUCUCAGGCGGCGGGAAAGACCACCGGAGAGGGCGCGCCUCUCGGCCUCGUCAGCAGCCGACUGGAGUGCAGAUUUCCGUUCUGUCUCUUUCGCGUCGUUGUGCCUCCCGAAGGUUCUUCAGAGGCACAAGAUGAAGCUGAGAAGCCCCCGUCCAUCCAAAGCGCUCAUCAGAGCUCUGGAUUGCCUUCUUCUCUGCCUGACACUGCGUUGUCUCGCACUCUUGUUCCCCGGGCUUGUGUGUCUGACAGGUUAGUUUCGAGCACGAGUGAGAGCGCAGCGGGGACUGAGACAGAGACGAAGCCGCCUGGGGGCAUCUCGGCGGUCGCCGCCUCCUCAGCGAGUGUGGAGGCUCUGGAGACAGGUCUCUCGUCUGUGAACGCGGCGACCGAGAGAGGCGACGCGACCCACGACCUGGCAGCUGCGGGCGACGUGGAGGUGGAGAUGGAAGAGGCGACGGCAGCGAACGAGUUGAGAAAGAACAUCGAAACUGCGAGGGCGGCCUCCAGUGUACAGACACCCGUGCAGACUGGCCCCCAGAAGGCUCCCGGUCCAGUCGGCCGGUUGAUUGCCCUGGUGGCGGUCUGCUGUCCCGAUGGCACGCUCGUUUUGGUGGACUGGCGACAAAGGCGAGAGCAGGUUUUCGCUCUGAGGCGCGGGACUGCAAAGCCUCUGGAGGCGGGCAAGACCCCGGGUGCGCGGAUCAUCUGGGGCGCAACUGUGGUGGGGAUGUCGGCGGCGUCAGCGCGAGAAGUCUCCGUUCGAGACGACGGCGAAGUGCUCCUGCUGCGCUGUCCAGAUCGCCUCGUGGUCGCGAGGCUGGUUUUCCCUUGGUCCUGCUCGUCUAGGGAGAGACAGACGCUGCUCAGAGUCCACAGAGACCAACAGAGAGAACAGAAGCAACAGUUUGCGCUGCAUCUUCAGAAGCAGCUCCUGCUCCUCCAGCAAAGGGGCGAGGCCCGGUGUGCACGCGGCCGCGGCAGAGGCCGAGGCAGAGGCUGCCUGGCGUUUCGCUCUCGCUGGCUCAAGAAGCGCGGCGAGGACGAGGAGCAGCUGCCGGACUCGGACAGCGAAGCAGAGACGGAGAACAAGAAACCGGAGGGGAACGACCUCGACGGCGAGCCGCCCAACGCCAGGGAAGGCGGGGAGGAAGCAGAAAAAAGGACCGGGGUGGAGGCGGAGGGAGAGCAGAAGGAAGAGAAGAAGGAGCGGAUGAAGGAGGGAGGGACGCGUUCAAAGGGCGACGGCGGCGACAUGCAGGAUGUGUCUGACUUGGAGAGAACGGGCGAUCGAGAGGCGAAGGAAAUGACAGGAACGAGAGACGAGCAGAUGUCGGAGGCAGGUGACAAAGGGGUUGAAGACGUGCAUGCGAUUGUGUCCGGGGUCGAGCACUCAGAAAUAAAAGACGAAGAGAAAGAAGAGGACGUCCAGAAGGAGACGCUUGCUGUCCAAGGAUCUGCAGAACGCGAGCACCCUUUUUCUGGGGAGACGCGCACUGAGGGCGCGAGUGGGCGCCCAAUAGAGAACGGGGCGACGAGCGGUCUGGCAGGACCCUCGGAGACUCCCGUUUCCGCGGAGAGCUGUGGAAGGAAGGCCUGUCUCUCCUCGGACGGAAGCGACUCUGAGAGUGCCGACGACGACGCCGAGGAUGACGCCGGCACACUGAUCAUCAUCCAGUUCAUUCACAUGGACUGCGUGCAGAAAGAGUCGUAUACGGCGCUGAGUCCAGCGAGCGGCGCCAGCGUCCACAAGGGCCUCGCUGCAGCGGCAGUCGACCGCAACGGCCUCGCGGCUCUCUACUUCCUAGAUCUCUCGGCCGUCGUCGCAGUCGAAGCCAAGGUCCUCGUCCUCGAAGCCGCGAAACUCUCUCCCUUCAAACAGAUCCAGUGGGUCCCCGACGUCUCCUCCACGCAACUCGCCGGCUUGGCUGCGAUGGAGGCGGCGCCGCAGGCAGCCACCUCUCCAGGAGUCGGAGACACGCCUCCCACGGAGACGCUCGAAGGCCCGUGCGGAGCAAAGGAGACACUUGGAGACACCGUGUCUCCAGGUGUGGGGCGACUGAGUGCGGCGAGCGCAUGCAGUCGGUGGUGGGCGGAUCGCGGGAGCGGGGCACGAGGCCCUGGGGGGGCUCAGGGGAGGAGCUGGGGGUCUCUUUCGGGAGGGCGGCCUGCUGGGAACUUCAGUUGCUUGGUGGCUUUGGAGAAGAAGUGGGGGACGUUGCUUUUUUUCUAUCCGAGACGAACCAAGGUCUGGUGGCUGCUGCUUCCCGACUUCGAGCGCCUGGACGGAAAUCGCGAAGAAGUCGAGGCCGAAGACGAAUUCGAGAAGGACAGCAGCAAACUGGCUCCGUGGCUCCGCAAGGGGGCUGUGCAGGGCGACGACGGUGGCCCCGAGUGGCAGCUACAAACGCUGGAAAAAAGAGAGAGAAAGACAGACAGUCGAGAGACACUUCUGACCCGCGAUGCCGCUGACCAAAACGCGGCGUCGGAGAAGGUCUCUACGGUCGUCUCCCUGGCGCCUCCGCCUGCGUCAUCCUCGUUUCUCCCUCUGCGCGUGGGAUGCAAUCCGAGCCUUCUUCUUCCGUCGCCGGCGUACCCAUUUUACUCGCCGCUAUUCAGCGUCCGGAGCAGGCGGUCGUCUCUUGCAAACGUCUUGCCUGGCAGUCUUGGAAGACCUGAUCAGACACCUGGGCGACUUCUCGCGGGGGCCGAGGCCUCUGAGGCUGCGGUACAUGAGGCGCUGUCUCGCGCGCUGCACGCGCUUCGCGUUCAAGGGAGUUCCAGGCUUCACGACGACUCCGUCUUGCCUGCUGGUUCUUGUCAGGUGCGAGAAGGAAAAGAGCAAGAACUUGACAUCGCGGAGAGAGCUCUCCGUUUGGCGGCUGCUGCCGAGACAGCACUUGACAACGUGUUAAUGUCGAUAUUAAAGCUGUCGCCGACUUGCGAAGAUGACUCGAGCUUACUGGGACACCACCCCCUGGCGCGGGAGCUGCUGGAGAGCUUGAACUGUAUGCAUUCUUUCGGCGAGUCUUCCGCGAGGUCCAACGCGGUCGCUUCGGAGACAGGCCGCGCCGGCGGCCUUGGCACAACCGCGAGCGAGUGUGGGCGGUUUUUCUCUCGAGACAAACAGGGCGGAGAAACGGCCGAGAUCGACGCCGUGGGGACGCGCUGCGAGUGGCUGACCGACAGUGUCUCUUUGCUGGAAAAGCAGAGACGGUUGGCCGACCAGCGCAGAAGGGGGGAAGCGCCCGAGAGUGAACUGUCUGAGAAGCGUGGACGUUGCUUGGCAGAACCACGUGGAGUCGACCUUCCGGCAAUUUACAGAGAGAGAAUGCGCAGAAGCAGAGAAGUUUUUUGCGCCAUGGCAAACGCGCGCGACUGCAUCUGGAAAACGUAUGCAGCAGCUGAAGAGUCCAAGCAGAAUCCCUAAUUCAGGUUUCCAAAACGAAAUCCGAAGAAAACGAUUGUUCAAAGCGACCUGUCAAAUACUUCGGCCCCUCUCUGCCUUGGUACAAUCACAUAUGCAUGCAUGCUUGUGCGUAUGUGUGUGCAUGUAUACGUGUAGGUGGAUAUGUAUGCGCAAGUCCACAUACACAUGCAGAUGCUUAAGUACGUCCUGUGAGACAGUGGGAAAAGUAAAGCUCGCGGGCUGUUGGGUUGCAUUUGCUGAGGGAUUUUUCGUGGGAAGGUGGUGACAGGGUUGGCGAUGGUUUGGAGAGGAGACUGCUUCAGGGACGGUGAAGAGCAAGUGGGUACGAAUUGUUUUCUUGUCACGUUUCUUCGUUUUCCGCGUGUUCGCUGAAAAGCGACGCUUCGAGAGAUUCAGAGACUCGCAAGAAAUUCAUUUGAG